Molecule: messenger RNA, 2286 nt
Organism: Tripterygium wilfordii
Lineage: Eukaryota; Viridiplantae; Streptophyta; Magnoliopsida; Celastrales; Celastraceae
Product: cytochrome P450 86B1-like
Exons: 2
Coding region: 312-2027 (571 amino acids)
Molecular function (GO): heme binding; monooxygenase activity; iron ion binding
Source: RefSeq, a predicted model, not a curated record
CAUUUCACUAAUUAACACAAAUUUCAUUUUUACAGAGGUUGCACAUUCUCAAUUUGGUGUGUGUGUGUGUGUGUAUCUAUAUAUAUUCACCCUAAAGUCUACAAAGGCCCCUGGUUUAAGAAAACUGUAGUCAAUACAAAGGUAGAAUCAGUUAUAGUCACAUAAAAAAGAAGCAAGAGCCACACACACACACACACACAUUUCUGCUCACCAAAUCAAACCAAUUAAGGCCAAAACAUGCACGCCAAGAAACACAACCCAAACCCCCAUAUAACACACAUGACCACCUCCUAACCCAAAACACCCAUAACAUGCUCAACAACAACGCCACCACCAUGAUCAACUCUAGCACCACCAACAACAACAACAGCACUUCCUUCUGCUCCUCCUCCUCCACCUUCUUGUUUCCCGGUGACGAUGCUGCCGGUUUUUUUACUUUCCGGCGAAUUUUCUUGCUGCAAGAAGUGCAAAUUUUGGAGAUUUUUCUUGCUCUCUCUGUUUUCAUAGCCAUUCAUUCUUUGAGACAGAAGAAAAAUCAAGGCCUACCCAUAUGGCCAUUUGUUGGUAUGUUACCGUCCUUACUGCCUGCCAUUAGAGGCAACACUUACGAGUGGCUUUCUGAUGUUCUCUGUAAUCAAAAUGGGACUUUUAGAUUCAAAGGUCCAGUGUUUAGCAGUCUCAACUGUGUUAUCACAGCCGAUCCUCGAAACCUCGAGCACUUGCUCAAGACCAAAUUCUCUAACUUCCCAAAAGGACACUACUUUCGUGACAAUCUUCGUGAUCUUCUCGGAGAAGGAAUCUUCAACGCCGACGAUGAAGUCUGGCAGAAACAGAGGAAGACAGCGAGUAUUGAGUUUCACUCGGCGAAGUUCAGACAAUUAACGAUCGAGUCACUCCUCGAACUCGUCCACUCGAGGUUGCUACUAGUCCUUGAAAAUGCAGUCGAGAAUUCAAUCUCAAUCGAUCUUCAAGACAUCCUGUUGAGGUUAACAUUCGACAAUGUCUGUAUGAUCGCAUUCGGGGUCGACCCGGGUUGUUUGAAUCCGGGUUUACCCGAGAUUCCAUUCGCGAAAGCAUUCGAGGACGCGACAGAAGCAACAGUACUGCGUUUUGUUUCUCCAACUUGUCUGUGGAAGACAAUGAGAUUCCUUAAUUUGGGGACAGAGAAGAAGCUGAAGAGAAGCAUAAAAGGAGUCGAUGAAUUUGCAGAGGAAGUUAUCAGAAAAAGAAAGAAAGAACUGGGUCUACAAGUUGACGAUGAUAAGAAGCAGCGAUCGGAUCUCUUGACAAUUUUUAUGAGAUUGAAGGAUGAACAGGGGAGGCCAUUUUCGGACAAGUUUUUGAGAGAUAUUUGUGUGAAUUUCAUACUUGCAGGGAGAGACACUUCUUCUGUGGCAUUGAGUUGGUUUUUCUGGUUGAUUGAUCAAAACCCACAUGUGGAAGAGAAGAUUCUUGCAGAGAUGUGCAGGAUUUUGAGAGAAAGAAAGGACUUUGGCAAUGGAGAGAGUGAUAAUCCUCUGGUUUUCAAGCCGCAGGAGAUAAAGAAGAUGGAGUAUCUACAAGCUGCAAUAUCAGAGGGUCUUAGAUUGUAUCCUUCAGUUCCAGUUGAUCACAAAGAGGUUGUUGAAGAUGAGAUCUUUCCAGAUGGGACAGUACUGAAGAAAGGAACGAAAGUGAUAUAUGCAAUUUAUGCAAUGGCCAGGAUGGAGGCAAUUUGGGGUAACGACUGCAGGGAGUACAGGCCGGAGAGGUGGCUGAGAGUCGAUGGCCGGUUCAUGAGUGAAUCGGCCUACAAGUUCACCGCCUUCAACGGCGGUCCGCGACUGUGUUUGGGGAAGGACUUUGCUUAUUAUCAGAUGAAAUUUGCUGCUGCAUCAAUCUUAUAUCGUUACCAUGUCCAAGUUGUGAAGGGACAUCCUGUGGUGCCAAAGCUUGCCUUGACAAUGUAUAUGAAGCAUGGAUUGAAGGUUAAUCUAAUCAAGCGCGACGAGUUCGAGCUUCAUAAGUACCUUAAGAUGAACUAUUAAUUGUCUUUGAUAGUAUGUUUUAAUAACUAUGGUCUUUCAUCAAAAAAAAUUUCCUGAUUGUGAUUGCUGAAGAAUAUUACUCCAUAUAUGAUUUGUUAUUUAUAAAGCUGGGUAGAUUGAGAAGGUUGAGCUAGUAAUAUACAGGUAGGGUAAGGGUUGCUCAUGACAUGAUAAUGGCUUAUCUAUGUCAUAUAAGUAUUUAUAGUGUGGGGUGUUUAGUCAAAUAAUCAAUUUCAAGUCGAGAUUAGUUAUUUUGUCA